This is a messenger RNA of Armigeres subalbatus, 2165 nucleotides long. Its product is annotated as ATP-binding cassette sub-family G member 5. The record is from RefSeq and is a predicted model, not a curated record. Gene Ontology annotation, cellular component: plasma membrane; ATP-binding cassette (ABC) transporter complex. The coding region runs from base 256 to 2064 and encodes 602 amino acids. The transcript is spliced from 6 exons. Lineage: Eukaryota; Metazoa; Arthropoda; Insecta; Diptera; Culicidae. Gene Ontology annotation, molecular function: ABC-type transporter activity; ATP binding; ATP hydrolysis activity. Gene Ontology annotation, biological process: transmembrane transport.
CGACCGAUCCGCGUAGUGUGGCAGUGGUGUUCUUGAAGACUCGGAAGGUGACUCGCGUCUGCACGUUCAAGUGAAAAGUUUUAUUCUCUUUUCGUCCGCGCGUGGAUUCAUUCAAACACACACACUCUCUCUCUCAUCUGGUGAGAGAAAAUUUUGCAGUGUUUUCCCUCGCAUCCAUCCACCUCGCUGCUGCAGCAUUGUCUGGUUGGUGUGGUCCAGAAGACGGAACGCGAUCGCCGACUAGCGGAACCGAAAAUGAUUGGCAGCGACUACGUGCUUGAAGCGCACAAUAUUUACCAUACGACCGAGGUCGACACCGGGGGGUGCUUCAAUGGCGGUGCUCAAUCGGCGUUGGUGCUUAAGGGGGUUCACCUAACAGUGCACAGUGGAGAAGUGAUGGCCAUUCUGGGCUCCAAGGGCAGCGGAAAGCGAGCCCUUCUAGACGUGAUUGCUCGUCGCUCGGAGGGCUCUUCUCGGGGGCAGGUGCUGUUGAACGGUUCCCCGCUGACAAAGUCGCUGUUUCAGCAACGAUGCGGCUACGUUACCCAUUCGUGUGAUUUUAUCCCCGGGCUGACUGUGUCGCAAACGCUGAAUUACACUCCCACCAUUUUGGGAGGGUAUUUAAAGAGCUCGAAGGUGCGUCAAGUUUUGGCGGAUUUGGCACUGUCGCAGGUGUCCCACAAGAAGGUGGAAAACUUGAACAUCAGCGAGAGAAGGCGUCUCGCCAUCGGAGUGCAGCUAGUGAGGGAUCCGGUAAUGCUGCUGUUGGACGAGCCUACGCAAGGGUUGGAUCCGUUGAGCGCCUAUCUGUUGAUCAGCAUUCUUUCCAAUUCGGCUAAGAAAACCGGAUGUGGCAUACUGCUGUCCAUGGAGAAGCCACGGUCGGAUGUGUUCCCGUUCUUGGAUAGGGCUUUGUUCCUGUGCUUGGGAGGUGCCGUCUAUUCCGGAGGGACUCGUGCGAUGUUGGAGUAUUUCCAUGGGAUUGGCUUCCCGUGUCCCCAGCUGGAAAAUCCUUUGAUGUACUAUCUUUGCUUAUCAACUGUUGAUCGCAGAUCGCGCGAUCGGUUCCUGGAAUCCAGCCAGCAGAUCGAAGCGCUCGUCGAACGUUUCGCCCGUGAAUCCCCAAUCCCAGAGGCACCGAUCAACCCUAUCGGCAGUGGAAAGAUCCCGCUGGCGUAUGGAAAACCCGGCGAACUGAAGGUAUGGGGUAUUCUCUAUUUGCGUCUGCUGGCGGCGACCUUCUCCUGUGGCUAUGCCGGCAUGAAAGCCAUGUUCCUGAGACUGUUGGCCUUGCCGGCGUGUGUUGGACUGAUGUGGCUCUUCUAUAACGACGUCGGGGAUGAUGCACAUGGGUUCUUCAGCAAGAGCGGUAUGAUCAUGUCUGUGCUGGGACUGAGCUACGGAGUUGGAAUUUGGUCCACGAUUUCGUUGUUUCCGGCAUGGCGGAAACGAUUCUGCCAAGAGUACUCGGAGGGAAUGUACACAGGAGCAACUCUGCUGGUCGCCUACAACGCUGUGUCGAUUCCAUUCUCGUUCAUCUCGUCCGCCAUCGCUUCAUGCAUACUUUACCCACUGGUGCUAAACCCCACCAAUCCGGAUGGUCUCAUUUUUAUGUACAUUCUAAUCGCACUGUGGUCUAGCUUCAUUCUGGCCGAACAAUUGAGCAUCGCUUUCAUCUUGGUGGUUAAGUCGCAAAUCAACGCUGCCAUUGCCGUUUCGUACAUUUUGGUAAUCUGCUUGACCCUAGCCAGCGGAACUGUUCGUUCCCACAAAGGUCUAUCGCCGUGGCUGCAGGAGAACGCCAAAGGAGUUCACACCAAGUAUGCCAGCUCGCUAUUGCAUUCGACCAUCUUCCACGCCCGCCAAAUGGAUUGCACUCCCGGAAAUGGGGUUGUUUGUCCUCAGCCGGCGGAGUAUCUGCUGGAACGGAUCGGGAAAGCUCACCCACAGGAAACCACGGACAUCGCAGCUUGCAUCGCCUUCGCACUCGGAAUGUGCGCCUUCAACAUGUUUCUCUAUCUACUUCCGAUGCCGCGGUGUGUCCGAAGGAAGUUCAGAGACUGAGAGCGGUAUGUGGAGAUUGGUAAUUUAUUUUAUAAUCAUCAAUAAGAUGUUUAAAGAAUAAUAUUUUAGGUAAUAAACUAAUUUUAUCUUAACUUCAUAAA